AUGACAAAGAAAGUAUUAUUUAUCUUAUCUUCACAUGAUAAACUCGGAAAUUCUGGUAAACCAACUGGCUGGUAUUUAUCGGAGGCAUCUCAUCCAUGGGAAUCAUUGAAGAAAGGUGGAUUUGAAAUUGAUAUCUGUAGUCCCAAGGGUGGAGAAGCACCUCUAGAUCCAACAUCCGAUGAUCGUGUUAAAGAUUUGGUUAACAAGGCAUUCAUGGAGGAUCACGACAUUGCCCGAAAGUUGAAGAACACUCUCAGACCGGAGCAAGUCAACCCAAAGGAUUAUAUGGCUAUUCACUUUGUUGGUGGUCACGGUUGUAUGUUUGACGUGGUCACCGACCAGAAGAUUCACGAGAUCGCCAUGAAGAUCUAUGAGGAGCAACACGGUGUUAUCAGUGCUGUCUGUCACGGACCGGCUGGCAUAACCAACUUGAAACUCAAAGACGGUAGCUAUUUCGUGAGAGGCAAGAAUCUCUGUGGUUUCUCCAAUGAAGAAGAGGAGAUUGUCAAGUUGACUCAGGUCGUUCCCUACUCAUUGGAAGAUCGUCUCAAAGAGAGAGGCGCCAACUACAAAUCGAAACCAGCUUGGUCAUCGCAUGUCAUCGUCGAUGGAAAUCUCAUCACCGGUCAAAACCCACAAUCUGCAAAAGAGCUAGGUGAGAAACUAACCACUCUAAUUCAACAAGUUGGUCAAUCAUGUACUGCAAAUCAAUAA
Messenger RNA from Heterostelium album PN500, 714 nucleotides. Its product is annotated as type 1 glutamine amidotransferase domain-containing protein. NCBI's taxonomy places the organism in Eukaryota, Evosea, Eumycetozoa, Acytosteliales, Acytosteliaceae. The record is from RefSeq and is a predicted model, not a curated record. The transcript has a single exon. The coding region runs from base 1 to 714 and encodes 237 amino acids.